AGCGCGGUAUGUCGAUUGUCGGUGCGCGCUUCAGUCCGACUAGAUCUGUUGCAAAGAGAGGAGUUACUUUCUCCCAACCCUGCAAUUAUAGACUAUAGAACUUGUUCUAUACUCUACUCCAGAUAUAUCAUACAUACACAACUUUCACAACGUGAAUCAUUUAGUUAUAACGUGUUAAACAAACCCCUGUCAGUGUUUACUAGCUGGGAUAGCUCAGUAGUUGGAUAGUUAGUUGCUAGUUCGAUAUAUCAGUGCUACAUACAUUCUUGAGUCUCAAUUUUAUAAGUCGGCCGAGCCCUGAUAACUUGGAUUCAGAAAUUCUUAUUCUGAGGUUCGUCAGAACGGAAAAAGAGAUGCACUGUGUUUUUACUAAGGAUUCUGGCUAAUAGCUGGCUACUGACCUGCUGACUGCGUCGGUGAACUCGUUUGCGCCGAGUCCUGAGAUGUCUACACACAUCACAAUGUUCAACCCCAGCCAGGGUAGAACAACCCAGCUCCCAUCCCAACCUGUCAGAAUACUUGCCUUUGGGAGUGCUCCCUCCCCGUCUCCACAGUCUCCGGCUGGCUCCCCGAUGGCUCCAGAGUCACCAAUGGUGCUGCUGCAUCCUUCCUAUCCCUCCCCACCCUCUAACCUGGGGACCUCCUCCCAGUCCCAUAUAUUUAUCCAGGUUCAACAAACCAGUCAGGGAUAUAUAUCUCCUGGUGGAACACAGCUCACUGAGAUUAAGACUGAACCCCAGCUCUUCAGUCCAACCAACUCCACUGCCAGCCAAUCCAGCUUCACCAGCGGGAUGUCCUACGAGCCCCUGAAUCCCGCCGGGGUGCAGUACUACAACUCUCCACCUCAGAACACUACCUCAGGGUUAUCCAACUCAUUCUCAGGAGAGGGGGAGCGGAAGAUCAAGAAAGGACCAGUUUCUAGAGUGCAAGAAGAGCUAUGCUUGGUUUGCGGGGAUCGCGCCUCCGGUUAUCAUUACAACGCGCUCGCGUGUGAAGGAUGCAAAGGAUUUUUUCGGAGAUCGAUUACCAAAAAUGCGCGAUACACCAACACUUGCAAAUAUGGCGGGAACUGUGAGAUUGACAUGUACAUGAGACGGAAGUGCCAAGAGUGCCGGUUCCGGAAGUGCAUGACGGUUGGUAUGAGAGAAGAGUGUGUAGUUCCUGAGUCUCAAUGUAUAAUAAAACGAUCUAAUAAAAAGCCCUCAACCAAACCAAUGAAGAAUGUUUCCACUCCCAGUGUUCCCAAUCCUACGGGGACACCUAAAAAACUUGUAGUCACCGUUGGUCGUCCUUUAAAAGCCGAAGAGGGACAGCUAAUCGACAUGAUAGUCGCCCUUCAAGCUCAGUACGAGGUUCCUUCAGAAGAGGAAGUAAAAAAGAUCGACAACGCUGUUUUACAAGAAACAGAAGUUCACAACCAGUCAAUUCGACACAUGUGUGAGUCGACGAUACGUGUGAUUGAACUAAUAGUCGAUUUUUGUAAAAAGCUUCCCGGGUUUUCAAGUUUAAAGAUGGAGGAUCAGGUUAUUCUACUGAAAGCCUCGUCAAGUGAGAUUAUCAUGAUCAGAACAGCAAGACGAUACGAUCCACAUUCAGAUACGAUCGUCUUUGCGAACAAUGAACCCUAUGACAGAAAGCGGUUUCGAGUUAUUGGUCACGAUAUGGACGAAAUGUUUAUGUUCUGUCGAUACAUGUACGACAUGGAGGUAGAUAACGCUGAGUACGCUUUGCUCACAGCUCUCAUUAUUUUUAGUGAACGAUUCAGCUUGCAUGAGCCGAGUAAAGUGGAACGAAUACAAGAAAUUUAUAUCGAAGCCUUUGAGGCGUAUGUGAAUAACAAGCGAGGGCGGGAAAGCAUGAUGUUUGCAAAACUAUUGAACAUUUUAUGCACAGUGAAGACCCUGGCUUCGAAGAACAAUGAGUUUUCCUACUCUCUCAUGGUUUCAGACAAGAAAUUUCCCAAGAUAUUGCGGGAGAUGUGGUACGAAUAAGAUAUCUUAUCGAUUAUUUGUCCCAUAUAUGAGGCUGCUAGUCGAAAGUAUACAGUUGUCCCAAAAUAUUAUCCAUUCGCUAAAUUUUCUACGUGCAAUUUUAUAAUGGGACUAACCAGCUGUCCAACCUCACUACUGGAGCUGGGUUUCGGGAUAUCUGAUAUCCUGGCUAGAAUAUGGAUAUCUUGAACUCAAGUGUGGAUAUUCCUAAUGUCAGCUGAGGCAGUCCUGAAAACCGUCCCGACCGUUUGUAUUUGUUGUAACGUGGUCUAUAGAUGGAACAACUCCGGCCGGGUUGAAUUCAUCUCUAAAACAAGGUUGAGGCCGUCUGCGGGUUUUUCAGGGACGGAGAGAAGGUGUUCUACACCUCAACUCCUCCCUUGGGAUGGAUAUUGUGAUUUUAAGAACUCCAAACCUUGAGUUUAGAGUUCACAUGAUGGACAAUGUUUACUGGAUUGUAAACGAGCUCUUCUGGAGUUACUAGUACCUGCAUUUCAUUUAUAUUCGGCGUCAUGUUAUCCAAAUAGUUAUUUUUUUUAUUUUAUAAACAGUUCUUCCAGUUUAUUUUAAGAUUAUACUUUUUUAUCUACUGACUUUUAACUGUUACGCUGCCGAAUUUCACCUCUGUCAACGAAGAAAUCGCUAUAAAAUAUUAUAUGUUGUGUAAAAAUAUCUUUUUGCCUUUAAAUAAAAGAUUUACCACUGAUAA
This is a messenger RNA of Eurytemora carolleeae, 2700 nucleotides long. Its product is annotated as ecdysone receptor. Bases 444 to 1991 code for a protein of 515 amino acids. Gene Ontology annotation, molecular function: ecdysone binding; nuclear receptor activity; RNA polymerase II cis-regulatory region sequence-specific DNA binding. The record is from RefSeq and is a predicted model, not a curated record. Gene Ontology annotation, cellular component: nucleus. The transcript is spliced from 3 exons. Lineage: Eukaryota; Metazoa; Arthropoda; Copepoda; Calanoida; Temoridae. Gene Ontology annotation, biological process: ecdysone receptor signaling pathway; cell differentiation; positive regulation of transcription by RNA polymerase II.